AUGAUGUACACUUCGCUGUACGUGUCCGGUGCCGCUGCGAAGCUGGGGUCCGCAAUGCUGGCCUUGACGUGUAUCGCGUUCUUCGUCAUGCUCCUGUGGCUGUCCUGGGAGGUGGAUGGGCAUUCCCUCGACGAGAUGAAGGAUGAGACGCCACUGAUGAAGAACGUCAUCUCCAUUCUGCAGUCUAAUUGGGUGAAGGCGGUCGCUGUUGGAGGCAUGAAUGUCGUGAUCCCCUUUCUCGUAAUUCUUGAUCAGGUGCGCCAGCAGGUGCGGAAGAGCUGCACCAAUUACUACGGCGGGGAGGGCGCGAGCGAGGGGAGCGCCCACUGGCAGACGCCGUCCGGCAGGCGGCUGCGGGAGUGCCUGGAGAAGUGGGACUGGACAGACAUCUUUGGCAAGGUCUGCGUGCUGGCAGAAAUAUUCAUCCUGCUAGCGGUCGGCUCGAAGGCAACAUUCAUCUUCUUCUCCUACCUGAACGGGGAGAUCGAGGCGGCGGGUCUAGAGAUAGGCGCCAUCUUCGCGAUGGUGUGGGCAAUCGGGCUGUUGAUGUUCUUGAACCCCAUCGUCCCUGGGAGUGCGGUCUAUCUGUUUGCUGGUGUCGUGCUGGGAGCGCAGUCACAGAAAGAGGGUUCCGUCGGCAUUUGGGUCGGCCUGGUGCUGGCAUGCGUUGCGGGAAGCGGGGCGAAGUUAUUGGCGUGCAUUGGCCAGUAUUCGCUCGGCUACUUUAUGGGCAAAUCUGUGAAAGUGCAGCAUUUCGUUGGCGUAACCAAGGUGGGCGUCUUGGCGACGGAGGCGGUGCUCAAGGAGGAGGGGUUCAAGCUGUUCAAGGUUUGCAUAUUGGUGGCGGGCCCUGACUUCCCAACGAGCGUACUCUGCGGCAUACUCCAGCUGAACAUUCCUGGGAUGCUUCUUGGCACAUGUCCAGUCAUCCUGGUGAGCGUCAUCCCACAAACCCUCGUGGGGGUGCUGUUAACCAAGGAGGGCGCCACCGAAGGAGUGUGGAGCAUGAUCGCCACUGUAGCCACAGGGAUUGCUGCUGCUUGUCAGGUAGGCGCCACUCUUCUCUUCGCAUACGGCAUAAUGCAGCGAGUCGAGGAAUCGGGGGAUCAGCUUCUCGAAACGCAUCGGCCAGAGCAUGACGAGGUACGGAAGCUGGAACAGAAGGAAGCUGAGUACGUGAAGAAGUACGCUGAGAUUUCCAACUGGGGGCAACUAGGCACGCAUGUGCGCGCGACACUUCUGGGGACAGUGGCGCUGUUCUUGCUCUCCGGCUUCAUCGUUGCCCUCGACAGUAUGGCGACAAAGGAAGAGGAGCAGGAGCAGGAGGAAACGCAUGAUGAUGAUGAUGAUGAUGAUGAUGAUGAUGGUGAUGAUGGUGAUGAUGGUGAUGAUGAUGAAUGUGGUGGUGAUGACGAUGGUGGUGGUGAUGAUGAUAAUGGUGGUGGUGGUGAUGAUGCUGCCGAUGGAUGCUGA
Molecule: messenger RNA, 1473 nt
Organism: Prorocentrum cordatum
Lineage: Eukaryota; Dinophyceae; Prorocentrales; Prorocentraceae
Source: the annotation of a GenBank genome assembly